AUGGGGAGGCAGCGGCGAUUCCUGGAGGUGGCAGCGGAGCUGGUGGCGGGCGGCUGCCCGGGCCAGGCGCGGUUCCUGCUGUGGACCCUCCGCAGCUCUCGAGAUAAUGAACGUGGAUUUGAAAGAAUAUGUCCUUACUGCUUCCAGUUCCUGGUUCCUGAUAGCUGCCGGGUGCGUCUUAAACCAAAGAUGAAAGUGACUCCACAGAUAGAGAAGGUUCUUAAACGAGAGGUGAAGAACCGUAAUCUUAAUAUGAAACAGACAAAGCUUUUGAGAAAGUACAGGGAGUCAAGAAGUGUUCUGCUGGUUACUUGCAACUUGUGCAACAAAACGACGAGGCACUACGGUAAAAGCAGGGCUACCAAGACAGACAGUUCUGGCACUCCAAGUAAGAAAUCUAGCCUGAGAACACCAGAUGUAAAAAUACAGUCUGCAAACAGAGUGACACCUGUAAGCUGCAGUAGUUUGGCAUAUAAAAGGAACAGUCCUUCAUCUUGUCCCAGAACUCGUGUAUCCAGACAGGAGACAACCAGUUCUGCUUCCAAGAUUCCCCGAAACUCCAAAUUUCACUUUUCAAAGCUAAAACAGAUGCUCAACCUGGAAGAAAAAGAGAAAAGCCGGAAGGCAGAUUUGAAGACCUUUUUGACUUUCCUUUAGUUAUGUGUUAUUUCAAAGUAAUGAAAAUCUAGCAAUAACUAUUGUUCCAAUUCUAGUACAUGAACAAAGCAGUUUCUUUAAAGCUGACACUAAUGGCGUGUAUCUUGUGAAAGCAUAGAGCAUCUUUUAGAAGCAAACUCUGGGACUGAUUGCCCACAAGAGGGAGAUGAGAAAAUAGUGUCUAAUAUGCUUGGGAAUUUUAAACAUGUUUUUCAGUAACCAGUGGACCAAGAUGAAAAGCUGGGAAUAAGUCCUUUAAGGAUUCUGGAUCCACCAGUGGGUCCAGCAGGACCAACAGAUAGGUUAGCAGAAAGUAAUUUGAGGAUAUGGAGGUUCCAAAAUAUAUAUGCUU
Indicator indicator is the source of this 1009-nucleotide messenger RNA. RefSeq names its product chromosome 6 C18orf21 homolog (gene RMP24). NCBI's taxonomy places the organism in Eukaryota, Metazoa, Chordata, Aves, Piciformes, Indicatoridae. The coding region runs from base 1 to 657 and encodes 218 amino acids. The record is from RefSeq and is a predicted model, not a curated record. The transcript is spliced from 5 exons.